GCUUUGCCAAUGGUCAAAGGAGAGGGCGGGCCCGGCGAGGUAAACGGGCCAAGCAUAGGGAGGAGCUGAGCUCUCGGCGGCUGCUGUCGGGUGCGACAUUCUUCCUGUGUGGAGCUUAGUGUGCAGUGCACAGACCAUGUUGGGCCCUCGAGUUCUCCGCAGAGGCGUCGCAGCAGCAGUAGCUGCCCGUCUCCAGGUUUCAUCAUCUUUUGCCACAGGGCCUAGACAGCAUGAUGGCACAUUCUAUGAGUUUCGUACCUAUACUAUUAAGCCAGACAAGAUGAAAGAGUUUGUGGAACUGGCCAAUAAAAAUAUGCACCUGCGUACAGCUCACUCUCCGAUGGUUGGAUAUUGGACCUUGGAGUUUGGGGGACUGAAUAAAGUGUUCCAUAUAUGGAAGUACGAUAGCUUUGCAGAAAGAACUGCUGUCCGGAAAGCAUUAGGCAAGGACCAAGAAUGGCAGGAAAAAUACAUGUCUCGAAUACUGCCCAUGUUGGAAAAACAAGAGAAUGAAAUUACUUAUCUGGUGCCAUGGUGUGAACUUGGCAGCCCUCCAAAAGACGGGGUCUACGAGUUGGUUACAUUUCAGAUGAAACCUGGUGGGCCAGCAGUGUGGGGACAGACCUUUAAAGCAGCAGUUAAUGCUCAUAUAAAGACAGGAUACACUAAACUAAUUGGUGUCUUCCAUACAGAAUAUGGACUACUUAACAGAGUUCAUGUGCUUUGGUGGAAUGAGAACCCAGAUAGCCGUGCAGCUGGAAGGCACUAUGCUCAUGAGGACCCCAGGGUGGUCGCAGCUGUGCGGGAAAGUGUUCAGUUCCUGGAAUCUCAGAAGAACUGUCUCCUGCUACCUACAGCCUUUUCACCAUUGAAAUAGUUUAUUUUAUGCUAUAUAGCUGGAAUUAAAAAAACAACAACCCUUUUCUGUUAAAUGAGCCCAAGUGCUGCCACAAUCCAGUCAUCUUGCUUUCUAUUGACAUAAUUUUGGUAUAUACUCAGUCUACAUACUCUGUUUCUGCUCUACUUUGUUAGAAGUUGAGGAGGUGGUGGUGGUGGUGAGCUGACCCACCCACUAGUGAGAAUUAAAACCUUACGAUAUGAAGUGUAAACACUUAUUUCUAGACAUCACUUACAAUGUACUGUCCUUGAAUUUAAGUCUGUGAAAACAUGAUCAUGGUGCACAGAACUCUAAGGCUAAAGACAAGCAGUAGUUUUAGAGAGAACCAAAAGUAGUUUGCAAGAGCUGUGUCAUGUUGUACGUGCCUUUCUUUUGUCUCACUGUCAGGUCAGUCAGAUGAGUGUGUGGGCUUUUUUCAACAAGGCAGAAAAGCUGAAAGUAGAAGGAGUGUUGAAUACCACAAAUAGUGAUUGCUUCUUCAAACUGCCUUCAACUCUCAAAUGGGGGAGUUGACCCAAAAGGCAUCUGUCUCCAGACUCAGUUUUUUGUUUUUAAAAAAACCCUCCAGCAGCCUAAGGGUGACAUGUCUUUGCCUCCAGUGAAGAUGCUUAUUUCCAUAAUUGGCCGAAGCAUGAGAAAUGCUCAAAUACAUGGAACUUCCUUGUUACGGUCCGUGUUUUAAACUGGGUCAAACAAAAGCUUGAAGUAUAAUUUAUGUGGUUGAUUGCACAGUGUUGCAGAAGUCAUGCAAAUGCCCUUUCCAAGCAUGGUUUUGCAUUAUAUGGAAGCUUACUUGUCAGUUUCUGUUUAGAGUGCAGGGUGGCCUUUAUUUCCUUUCCAAUACAUGGAAGAUUUCAGGGUAGACUCUCAGGCAUGUAGGGUUUGCAUUGGCUUCCUGAAAUUGUAGAUCAAAUGGUUGUUUCUGAAAGCCUCACUGCUAUUUGUGCAUAUUAUCUGGCAUGCAGAUGCUUGCACUUUGGGAAUGACAACGAAGAAGACAUUUGCUAGAAUGUAAAUGUUGAAGUGUAAACAUUAAACAAUGACUUUAUAUAUUUUGUGUGCCCAUGCUUCUCUUUUAAUUGGAACUGCCACUUCAAGUUCUAGCCGUAGCAUCCUUAUUGUGACAGUUACCAUCACUUAGCUCAAGGUGGACAACUUGCAAUUGAAGAGAUCAUUAAUGCAUUCCAGAGGAAAGACUGCAAUAGCAUCCAAGACAGCUGAGAUCUGCCACUUAUUUUCUGCACCUUAGUGAUAGCAGGGAUGAUGCAUCACCUAUGUGUUGGGAAUCCAACUGGAUCUUUGGUUCCUCCCUAACCAUGACAUUAUGUCCUUGGAUGAAGAGGGGCACUCUCAAUGUGAAAGUAUUCUCGGGUGCCAAAGAAAAUAACUCCAUAGCUGGACAAAUGUGAUUGAGGAUGGUAAUACUUCUAUACUAAUGCUGGCUAACUGAGAUAUGGAGAACAAAACUAUCCAGUGGCAUGAGGAUCAUCAACUUGAAAAACAACACUAAAAGCUGGCAGAGUCGUUUUGUUUAGAAUCCCUGUAUACCCUAUCAGGUGUCAUAAGUGCAUUAAAGGUACAGUGUGCUGUC
Molecule: messenger RNA, 2489 nt
Organism: Hemicordylus capensis (graceful crag lizard)
Lineage: Eukaryota; Metazoa; Chordata; Lepidosauria; Squamata; Cordylidae
Gene: NIPSNAP3A
Product: nipsnap homolog 3A
Exons: 6
Coding region: 137-877 (246 amino acids)
Cellular component (GO): mitochondrion
Source: RefSeq, a predicted model, not a curated record